CACACACAGAGGAGGAAUCGUUCGCGAUGGAGAUGAUGAUGGGGGCAAGCGAGCAGCGGCGACGGAAUCAGAGCAAGCGGAAGAAGAAGAAGAAGCUGGUGGUGGGCGAACAUGGCCUGACGACCACGCCAGCCAGCACAGGCAGCGCAAGCGCCAGUGCAAGCGCCAGCACAGCUGCCACGCCAGCGGUGGGGCAAGAGGCAAAGGGCAGCAGUGGCAGCAGCAAGGCGAGUUCCAGCAAGAAGCAGCGUGGCAAGCCCAAGCAGCUGCUCAGUUUCAACGAAGAGGAGGAGGCGGACACGCACUUUGUCAUCAAGAAGGACCGCAGGCGCCGCAAGACGGCAGACGUGCCACUGGACCAACCCAUCUCCGCCGCGAAGCCCGCAUUCUCCUCCACAUACACCCCAGAUGACCUCAAGAAGCUGCGUGCCAAUCAAUCGUUCACACCCGGGUCAUUCCGGGAGCAGGGCAGCCUUGACGAGUCCGUGGGUGUGCCCGGUGACGAUGACAGCGAGGAGCGAGGUGCAGAUGGCAGCUUCAUCCAGAGCGCUCCCCUGAGCGGCACAGGCCUCGACGCAAGCAUGCCGCCUGAAGACGUGGCCAAGUUUGCGCGGCAGCGGCGGCAGAUGCUGCGGGACCAGCAGGAGUACAUCCCCCUUGACGACGAUCACCACGAUGCCAGCGCGGUGGAGCGGCGUGUGCGUCCUGCCCAGCAACGGCUCGUUCGCGAUGACGAUGAUGAUGAUGAUGACGAUGGCGGUGACGCUGUGGCUGGCGGUCGUCGGUCGCACGCGCUCUCGUUCGAUGCAGCGGCGCGACGCAUCUCAAAGCAGGACAAGCUCAAACAGAUGCAUCGCGCGUUCUUUGAGGCGGAGACGAGCGAAGCAGAUGAGGAGGUACAGCGGUGGGAGCAGGACGCCCUCAAGCGCGCAGCCACCGUCAACGUCGUCAGCGGCGUUGAUCGGCGCGGGCAGGCGCGCACAGCGGCGACGUCGCGCCUGCACCAGCACGGGUACUAUGUUGGCAUGGACCCUGGCGCUGCUAUCCCAACGGACACGGCACGACCUGACGUGUCAGUUGAAGCCCUGCACAAGAAGCUGAAGGAGACGCUGGUGCGCUCGCGAGAGAUGGCGACUGCUCACCGGCAGCACGCCUCACGCAUUGACGCAGACCUGACCGACCUCAAGAAGAGGCUGCCGAAUGAGGAAGCGUCACUGCAGGCGGCGUGCGAACGGUACAACUUCCUCAAGGAGACAAAGAUCUACGUCAAGAAUCUUGUGGAAUGCCUCGAUGUGAAGGCGCGAGAGAUUGAGCAAUUGGAGAGCGAAGUGCACGCACAUUUUAAAUCUGUUUCAGAUCGUUUGAAGCACAGGAGACAGCAGGACCUGACAGACCGCCGUGACGCAAUCCUCCACAACGUUCUUCGCCUCCCAGACGAGCAGCAGCAGCGGAUUUCACGGCGGCGCGCGCGGAUUGCAGCUGCUGUUCGCGCAGGGAAGGUGGACUCGAAGGAGGAGGCGGACACGCAGGCGUGGUCAGAUGUCGAUGAUGACGACGAUGAUGGUGGCGGUUCUGAUGGUAGUGACGGUGGUGUUGCGAAGCAGGAGGAGGAGCACAGGACUGCACUGUUCCAAAAGGCGUCAGCGCUCUUGCAAGACGUCAAUGAGGACUUUGCCGACAUUCCGAAGAUUGCAGAUCGAUUUGAGACGUGGAAACUGCGGCAGCCGGACUCGUAUGCGGACGCGUUUGUGUCCAUGACAUUGAAGAACAUUCUCCAGCCACUCAUCUCACUGCAGUUGAUACCGUGGAAUCCGCUUGACAGGAGAAGCGCAGACUUUGAGUCGCUGCCGUGGUUCAAUGACCUCAUGCUCUAUGGAUGCGACAAGGAGACACACGCACAGGACGAGAACGACCCGGAUGCGUAUCUUGUUCCGGAGCUCAUUGAUCUGAUUCUUGUCCCCAAAACUGCAGGGUUCUUGGAGUUUGUGUACGACCCGCUUUCGUCAACGCAGACGGACGCGGCUGUCGCAAAUGUGCGGCGCAUGCAGACUGAUUUCCACAUCGAUUUCUCAUCGGAGAACGGCCAGAAACUUGUCACCGGGCUGACGGCGGCGCUGCGUCGGGCGGCGUCUGGCCUUCCACCGGUGUUUGUGCCGCCACCAAACACUCUUGCAAGCAAUGACACCAAGCCCUUCCAACAGGCAACCAUCGCUCACACCACAAAGUUUAUCCGCAAUGCGCUGGCGUGGCGCUCUGUUGUUCCUGAGGAAGUAUUGCACGACAUCAUUCUCGUGUCAAUCAUCUCGAAAUCUGUUCUCCACACCAUGAACACAUGUGGCGAUGCAGACCUCAGCGUUUAUCUCCUUUUGCAGAUUGUGCAGUGCCUGCCGAGUGACUGGUUCUCUGCAGAAAACAAUCCCCACCGCGACGCCAUCAGACAAAAGCUGGAGCCGUUCACUGCGUUUUUGACGCAGUAUGCACGCAAGUUGCCGCAGCAGCAGCAAGUCGGAACAGUGAUUGGGGCGCUGAGCUCGUUUGGCGAGAGCAAGAAGGCCGCGAAACUGCACGGGUACCUGGCAAGCAUGGGAUGACUCCCAGUGCACCCAUUUGUGGGUGUCAGCACUUGAGCUUCGUCGGAAACCCAUCACACUCCAUCAAGAUGUAACGCACCAAGUUUAUUAGAGGCUGUUAUCGUCAAUCACACACACACACACACUCGCUCCCCCUUGGGCGGAUGCACCAACAACACCAGCCAUCUCAACCACACAGCAAUUAUACACCAAGCGCAGCAUG
This is a messenger RNA of Salpingoeca rosetta, 2793 nucleotides long. RefSeq lists its product as uncharacterized. The transcript is spliced from 20 exons. Bases 27 to 2591 code for a protein of 854 amino acids. Gene Ontology annotation, molecular function: DNA binding. Gene Ontology annotation, cellular component: nucleus; U2-type post-mRNA release spliceosomal complex. Gene Ontology annotation, biological process: spliceosomal complex disassembly; mRNA splicing, via spliceosome. The record is from RefSeq and is a predicted model, not a curated record. NCBI's taxonomy places the organism in Eukaryota, Choanoflagellata, Craspedida, Salpingoecidae.